UUUCAGCCGCUCAAUGAUACUUUUAUUUGUCUUGUAUUUUGCUGGUGUGAUAUGCAACAAUAUAUCUGACUCACCUCCACAACUGGGGAACGGUGACGUCCGAAAUUUCCCGUUCAGCCUGCGUAAGUCCGCAAGCAUUAAUGGCACAAUAAGGAAAAGUCAUUUUAACAUCCAUUACACAAAUUUUGAACAAUCGAAUAUGUUAGAUCUAUUACGAAUCCACAUACGCUUACAUGAUGUCAACAGGUCCAUGGGCAUUGGUAAAUUGCUGCAAGUAACUUGUCAGCGUUCAUUCGAUGCUAUAUCAUUUGCAAUACCAACCGAAAGUGGUGGUAUAGAAGAUGGUGUGAUAUUACCUGGCCUGGAUGUGGAAACUGUGGGACCAUCUUUUGAUAAUAGAUCUAUUUAUUUGGUCAUUUUGGUAACAGCGAAUUCAAACAACAUCUUGACUUACAGCAUCUUUGUCAAAAUUUAUGAUCGAGCUCAAUACAAUGUCAUUCUGCGUGCGCCGAAAUUCAGCCGUGCUGUUUUGAAUCAGAAGAUCUCAACAAUAAUACCAAUCGCAUUCAGAGUCCACAUUUCUGAUGUUUCUGUUCGAAUGCUUAAGAUAGCUGUGAAAAGUAACGAUAAUUCCUGUGCUUUUAUGGUGGUUCAAAACUAUUCGACUGCAUUUCUGCAUUCUGGAAUGCAUACUUCGUACUCCAUGCGGGUGGCAUUCACUCGAAAAGCAUCACUCAUAGUGCUGGCAAAUUCACCGCUUCAUGUUUUCGUAAUGAUGGUAAAUGAUGACCGUGCAUGCAAUACAUUUGCUCCGAAUCGUGCGUUUGCAUUCGAGAAGUAUAACAGCAGGAAGAAACUGGAUAUUAAAUUUAGUCGCGUAGAAUCAAUUUCAUUAUGUCCGUUAGUGGUGACAAUGUUUUAUUUGACAUUAACCAUAAUCUUUCUUGCAAGCAAUCAAUUAAUGCCACAUCUUCAUGACAGUCAGGACGGAAGUGAUAUACCGCUGAUCGUUCUGUUAGAUGGAGACAGUUCAGGAAUACCUUCAAGUUCCUCACAUCAGGAAAUCAUACCUGUAAACAACUCACAUAAUAUUCUUGCUGAUAUUCAAAUGAAGGAAAAACAGCAACCUAUGAAAGAUACCGCAUUGUUGAAAGCUACUGAACAAUGUUCCAUCAGCACCGAUACUAAUGAAAUUACCAUGCGAAGUUCUGAGAAUGUAUUUCAUUUAAACUGGAAUGCCUAUAUACCUUAUUGUGCUUCGUUGCCAGUUGUGCUUCAAUAUUUUUAUACAUUAUUAUUGGACCAACUGAUGUUGAUAAAAGACAAUUUGGAUGCUUGCUAUUACAAUAUGGAAUGCUCGGUUACAUUAGGGCCGUUUAAGACAUUUAAUCAUAUGUAUAGUAAUAUUGGGUAUUUUUCACUCGGUUUAGUUUUCAUCAUUUUAAUCAGCCGUCGGUAUAAGUACUGUAUGUAUCGCCGCUAUGCUAAAUAUAGUUAUUGUCCACAUGUAUUUCUUAAUGUUGGUAUAAUGAUGUGUUUGGAGGCUUUUGCCAGUGCUUUCUAUCAUAUUUGCCCAAAUUCUUCAGCUUUUCAUAAUGAUACAUUAUUUGUCGAAAUUGCUUUGGUUCUUUUAAUGGUACGGUUCUAUUUUGCUCGUCGUGGCGGUAUUUCAUUAAGUGGAAUUUUCCAGUCAAUUUCAUUUACCAUUUCUUUCCAUUUUACUAGCAAUAUGUUAAAAGAUAACUUCUAUUCAUUAUGGAUUAUUCUUACAUCGGGAUUGCUGUUGCUUAUCGCUUUUCAAUAUCAUUUAUUGUUUAGCAGUCAGUCAUCUGUUGAAUCUAUUCCAUUACGAGACUGGAGGAAAUGGUUGGUUUAUUGUCGGCAGUUACUCGCAGGAAACGGAAGGGAUAAAAGUUUGAGGUUGAAGAAGAUAUUGUUGGUUUGCAUAACUGCAUGCAAUAUUGCACUAGCGUUAUUAUUCGAAACAAGUCUAUUGCAGACAUCAUUCAUGACACUUUAUAUUACAAUGCUUAAUGCUGCUGGCUACUUUAUUUACUACAUUUCUUGCAAGAUUAUUAAUGGUGAAACAGUCCUCAUACAUGCUUUCGUUUAUACCAUUGCUUCAUUUCUGCUUUGGAUUGCUGCUUUUUAUUUCUUCAACCGUGACAAGACUGAUUGGACUCUGACAGCAGCACAAAAUCAUGCUGUCGAUGAGGAAUGCAUAAUGUUCCAGUAUUUCGACUAUCACGAUAUUUGGCAUUUUACUUCUUCUCUGGCAUCGUUCUUCUCAUUACUCGCCGUUGCCGUCCUUGAUGACGAUAUCAUGAUUUCCGACUCCGAUUUUGAUCGACAGAUAAUUUCCACCUUUUGA
Loa loa (African eye worm) is the source of this 2371-nucleotide messenger RNA. RefSeq lists its product as hypothetical. The coding region runs from base 14 to 2371 and encodes 785 amino acids. Gene Ontology annotation, cellular component: membrane. The record is from RefSeq and is a predicted model, not a curated record. Lineage: Eukaryota; Metazoa; Nematoda; Chromadorea; Rhabditida; Onchocercidae. The transcript is spliced from 18 exons.